This is a messenger RNA of Hyla sarda, 1100 nucleotides long. Its product is annotated as gamma-aminobutyric acid receptor subunit pi-like. Gene Ontology annotation, cellular component: neuron projection; GABA-A receptor complex; synapse. Bases 26 to 799 code for a protein of 257 amino acids. The transcript is spliced from 8 exons. Gene Ontology annotation, molecular function: GABA-A receptor activity; neurotransmitter receptor activity; extracellular ligand-gated monoatomic ion channel activity. Lineage: Eukaryota; Metazoa; Chordata; Amphibia; Anura; Hylidae. Gene Ontology annotation, biological process: chemical synaptic transmission; monoatomic ion transmembrane transport; signal transduction. The record is from RefSeq and is a predicted model, not a curated record.
AUGGGUGAAUUAGUAACAAUUAUCAAUGGUUUUGUUCUAUUUAGAAAAGCCUGUUGAAAUCGCAGUGACUCUGGAAAUUGCAAGCAUUGCCUCUAUAUCCGAAGACAACAUGGAUUAUACAGCCACAAUAUUUCUGCGGCAGAGAUGGACAGAUAAACGCUUAAUAUUUGAAGGCAGUGGAAGCAUUACUUUGGAUCCCAGGCUUGUGCAAUUGCUUUGGGUUCCAGAUACGUACAUUGUAGAUUCCAAGAAAUCCUUCCUGCAUGAUAUUACUGUGGAUAAUCGUCUUGUUCGUCUCUUUGCCAAUGGGACUGUGCUCUAUGCAAUCAGAAUUACAACAACCGUGGCUUGCAAUAUGGACCUCACCAAAUAUCCCAUGGAUAGGCAAACAUGCAAAUUGCAGCUAGAGAGCUGGGGAUAUACUCGUCAAGACCUUGCAUAUAAAUGGAUGAGAGGAAAUGACUCAAUUCACGGCAUGGAUACUUUACAACUUGCACAAUAUACUGUUGAAAAAUAUUAUACUGAAGUCACCACUGGAAAGGAUGAAACUGGCACUUACCCUAGACUUACCCUAUGCUUUGUACUCAAAAGAAACAUUCUCUACUUCAUUUUGGAAACAUAUAUUCCAUCUUCUUUGCUUGUGGUCUUAUCAUGGAUUUCUUUUUGGAUUUCUCAAACUUCUGUUCCUGCAAGAACAUGCUUUGGGGGACGUCAUCAGAGAGAGCCAGCGUUGCUGUCGCGCACCACCACUACCGCCGCCGCUGGCAUAAAUAGGGUUUUGGAGUUACAACUGUAUUAGCUAUGACAACCAUUUUGAUGGGGUCUCGGUCCAGUUUUCCUACUACCAAUUGUUUCAUAAAAGCAAUUGAUGUGUACCUUGGUAUUUGCUUCAGUUUUGUUUUUGGAGCUUUACUAGAAUAUGCAAUUACCCAUUAUUGUGCUGAAAAACAAGGUUCUGUUAAAGAAAAAGAAAGAAAGGUUGCACCUGAAGAAUGUGAAGAUAACACUGUCAUCCUAGUCAACAAUAAUUCUAAAGAAAUAAGCACAAAUGAAGAUAAUAAUGAAAAUAAUAUAUUAAAAUCAAAAACUAAUGAAAGUCA